Messenger RNA from Perognathus longimembris pacificus (Pacific pocket mouse), 781 nucleotides. RefSeq names its product acidic leucine-rich nuclear phosphoprotein 32 family member E-like. Gene Ontology annotation, molecular function: histone binding; phosphatase inhibitor activity. Gene Ontology annotation, biological process: regulation of apoptotic process. Gene Ontology annotation, cellular component: nucleus. The record is from RefSeq and is a predicted model, not a curated record. NCBI's taxonomy places the organism in Eukaryota, Metazoa, Chordata, Mammalia, Rodentia, Heteromyidae.
GGACAAGGAGGUGGGGGCAGGCGAGUUAAGAGUCCUAACUCCUUGGACUCCAUUUGCUAUUCUUUUCUUUCUCCUUUACACCUAUUUGGUGGUUGUGGGCAUUUGUAUUUGCUUUUCUUUACAUUCAUUUCCAAAUCUGAAAAAAAAAAAAAAUUAGGGUUGUUCGUAGUGGCAAAGGGGUAAAGGAGGAGAGGAGCAGCCGAAGAGAGGGAGGACAUGGAGAUGAAGAACAGGAUCAGCCUGGAGUUAAGGAACAGAGCCCCGGAGGAGGUAACAGAAUUAGUCCUUGAUAAUUGCCAGUGUGUCAAUGGGGAAAUUGAAGGCCUGAAUGACACUUUUAAAGAAGUGGAGUUUCUGAGUAUGGCUAAUGUGCAAUUGAGUUCACUGGCUCGGCUCCCCAGCUUGAAUAAACUUCGGAAGUUGGAACUUGGUAACAAUAUAAUUUCGGGAGGUUUGGAAGUCCUGGCCGAGAAAUGUCCAAAUCUUACCUAUCUCAACCUGAGUGGAAACAAAAUCAAAGAUCUCAGUACCGUGGAAGCCUUGCAAAAUCUUAAAAAUUUGAAAAGCUUGGACUUGUUUAACUGUGACAUCACAAACUUGGAAGAUUACAGAGAAAGUAUUUUUGAGCUGUUGCAGCAAAUCACAUACUUAGAUGGAUUUUGAUCAGGAUGAUAAGGAAGCACCAGACUCGGAAGAGGAAGAUGAUGAGGAUGAAGAUGAAGAUGAAGAUGAAACUGGUCUACUUGAAGGAUAUGAGGAGGAGGAGGAAGAAGAGGAUGAA